Molecule: messenger RNA, 1251 nt
Organism: Sphenostylis stenocarpa
Lineage: Eukaryota; Viridiplantae; Streptophyta; Magnoliopsida; Fabales; Fabaceae
Source: the annotation of a GenBank genome assembly
AUGACAAUGCAGGCAGGGGACCUCUGCCAGCAGAAAAAUUCACAUUCUCCCCUCAUUUUCUUCAGUCCAACUUCCGAUUUUACUUCCUUCAUUGGAGGGUUGUUUCUCGAGCCCAAAAUUCCCGAUUCCUUUCUUCGUUCCGUUUCGUUGAAGAUUCACGCCGGCGCUUCUUUUGAAUCCAACCCUUGCCGCCAACGGAGGAGGGUUCAGGCCAGCUGUUUUUUGUCCGUGAGCUUGCCGACUGCAAAACUCGUCACUGAACCCAAACUGCCAAAUGGCGAACACUUGUCCCACCAGGACACCACCUCCAACGGCGUCGUUCAGCAAAGAAAGGUUAGGGUACGAGGAGGCAAUGCCGUCAACACCACCAAGCAUCUCUGGGCUGGUGCUAUAGCAGCUAUGGUAUCUAGAACUUGUGUUGCUCCUCUUGAAAGACUGAAGUUGGAAUACAUAGUUCGUGGUGAGAAGAGGAAUAUAUUCGAGCUUAUUAGCAAAAUUGCCGCUUCUCAAGGGUUGAGAGGCUUUUGGAAAGGGAACCUUGUAAACAUUCUGCGAACAGCUCCAUUCAAAGCGGUUAAUUUCUGUGCUUACGAUACUUACAGAAAGCAGUUGCUGAGGUUUUCUGGGAAUGAGGAAACUACCAAUUUUGAGAGGUUUAUUGCUGGUGCUGCUGCUGGGAUUACUGCUACCAUUAUUUGCCUUCCACUUGACACUAUUCGAACCAAGUUGGUGGCACCUGGUGGAGAAGCAUUGGGUGGUGUAAUUGGUGCUUUCCAAUACAUGAUUCGAACGGAAGGAUUCUUUUCUCUCUACAAGGGUUUAGUACCAUCAAUUAUAAGUAUGGCUCCGUCUGGUGCAGUUUUUUAUGGUGUAUAUGAUAUGCUGAAAUCAGCCUAUCUGCAUUCACCAGAAGGAAAGAAGAGAAUUCAGAAUAUGCAUAAACAGGGUCAGGAGUUGAGUGCCUUUGAUCAGCUUGAGUUGGGUCCAGUAAGAACAUUGUUGAAUGGGGCUAUUGCUGGUGCAUGUGCAGAAGCUGCUACAUACCCAUUUGAAGUGGUGAGGAGGCAACUUCAACUGCAAGUCCAGGCUACUAAAUUAAGUUCUUUUGCAACAUUUGUCAAAAUAGUUGAACAGGGAGGAAUUCCAGCUCUCUAUGCAGGACUUAUUCCCAGCUUAUUACAGGUACUUCCUUCAGCUUCAAUAAGUUUCUUUGUCUAUGAGUUCAUGAAGAUUGUUCUGAAAGUGGAGUAA